Molecule: messenger RNA, 3579 nt
Organism: Manis pentadactyla (Chinese pangolin)
Lineage: Eukaryota; Metazoa; Chordata; Mammalia; Pholidota; Manidae
Gene: FPGS
Product: folylpolyglutamate synthase
Exons: 15
Coding region: 1105-3078 (657 amino acids)
Biological process (GO): tetrahydrofolylpolyglutamate biosynthetic process
Cellular component (GO): cytoplasm; cytosol; mitochondrion
Molecular function (GO): tetrahydrofolylpolyglutamate synthase activity; ATP binding
Source: RefSeq, a predicted model, not a curated record
CAGUAAUGGGAAGAGCUUAAGCCCAGCCAGUGAUGGAAUCUUCCCAGCACUUCAUUUGUUUAUUGCGAAAUCAAACUGAUUUUCAUAAAAUGUUUUGAUAAAUAUAUAAAUAUUUCUGAUAAAUGUUUUCCACCAUGCCUGUAGGAAAGAGGGAGGUAGGUACUGAAAUCCUAUCAGCUGUUUGAAGGGUUGUCUUUUCUCUGUGGGAACUUCCCUAGAGGGUAGUUUGGGGCACCUCCCUCCCUUCCGCCAAACCCAUACGCACACCUUUUGGACCUCAGCUACAAAAGAGGAAUUUCUGUGCAACCUUUUCCAUGCUAGCAGCUGGGGCCGAGAAGGUCAUAGCCAGGGUAAGUUGUGAGAACUCUGGGACAAACGGGAGUCCUCCUGACCCACAGGUGGGACAGAUUACUGCCCCCUCCUCAGGGGGCUCUACAACCCAUUCUCCCCACAGCGCAUCUUCCAAAGUGCAAACCUGAUUUUAUCCUGCCUCCUUAAAACCAUUUUAUUGUCAUCCAAAUUUAAUCCAAUUUCUUCUCAGGCCACAAGGUGCUGCUGGACCCGGCAUCCUGGCACUCCAGGGCAACCAUGCCCACCUAGGUGGCGGUGCGGGUUCCCUGGGGUGCCCAGUUCUCCCUCUCUCUCUUCGGUCUUUUGCCUUUCACACAUCAUUCCCUUCCUUUGCAUGAAAACCUCUCCCCCCGACGCCACUUCUACCCUUCCCCAGGCCUCAGCCUGGAUGUGGCUUCUUCCAGGAAGCUUUCUCAGGCUUCCCAGAGCUGAUUCGGGGUCCAAGCAGCCUAGGUGCCUGGAUUUUGGUGUACUGCUCCUCAGUCGGGCUGUCAGAUUCGAGGGCAGAGGCCACAUCCCAGCAGCCUGCGGUCUCUGCGUUGAGUCGGGACAUUUCAGGGCCGGGAUUCCAUGGUCCUCCGCCAGCUCUGUCUACGCUGGCUUAAAGCUGGUUCCGGCAACAGAGGCUGAGGGCUGCUGACUGGGACUGGCUGUUUCUGUGGGUGCGGCUGGGUCUUCGGGAGGAGGAAGACGCCCCCAGGAGUGUGCCCCUCACAAACAUGGGCGAAGCCCUCCGGCCUGCCCCUCACAAGGAUGGCAUUCGGCGGAUCCUUAUUGGUUCCAAGGGCUCCUUGGGCGGCGCUGAUUGGCGGAGGGCGGAGGCGAGGCGGGGCGGGGCUUCUCCGUCCCAGUCCUGGCCCUCUCCCCUGCGCUGUGACUAUGUCGCAGGCACGGCGCCACUUGCGCGCCGCUCUCUUCCUAGCCGCAGCUUCUCAGCGCGGUGCAACGACCGGGACCGCAGCGCGGCGAGGGUUGGCCGCGUGGCCCGCGCCUCAGGAGCCCGGCAUGGAGUACCAGGAUGCUGUGCGGACACUCAACACCCUGCAGACCAAUGCCGGCUACCUGGAGCAGGUGAAGCGCCAGCGAGGUGACCCCCAGACCCAGCUGGAAGCCAUGAAGCUGUACUUGGCACGGAGUGGGCUGCAGGUGGAGGACUUGGACAGGCUGAACAUCAUUCAUGUCACUGGGACCAAGGGGAAGGGCUCCACCUGUGCCUUCACUGAGUGUAUCCUCCGAAGCUAUGGCCUGAAGACGGGAUUCUUUAGGUCUGACUGCAGGCCAGGAGAAGGCCAGGGGGUGGGCAGGGGGGAGAGUCCCAGUGACCCCGGGUCUCCCGGCAGCUCUCCCCACCUGGUGCAGGUGCGUGAGCGGAUCCGCAUCAACGGGCAGCCCAUAAGCCCCGAGCUCUUCACCAAGCACUUCUGGCGCCUCUACCACCGGCUGGAGGAGACCAAGGACGGCAGCAACUGUGUCUCCAUGCCUGCCUACUUCCGCUUCCUCACGCUCAUGGCCUUCCACGUCUUCCUCCAGGAGAAGGUGGACCUGGCAGUGAUGGAAGUGGGCAUUGGCGGAGCUUACGACUGCACCAAUAUCAUCAGGAAGCCUGUGGUGUGUGGGGUCUCCUCUCUUGGCAUCGACCACACAAGCCUUCUGGGGGACACAGUGGAGAAGAUCGCAUGGCAGAAAGGGGGCAUUUUCAAGCGUGGCGUCCCCGCCUUCACCGUUGUCCAGCCUGAUGGUUCCCUGGCAGUGCUGCGGGACCGUGCCCAGCAGAUCUCAUGUCCUCUCUACCUGUGCCCACCACUGGAAGCCCUGGAGGAAGGGGGGCCACCACUGAUCCUGGGCCUGGAGGGAGAGCACCAGCGGUCUAACGCCGCCUUGGCCUCGCAGCUGGCUCGCUGCUGGCUGCAGCAAAAGGCUCACCAGGGCAUUGGGGAGCUGAAGGCAUCCAGGCCAAGCCUCCUGUGGCAGCUGCCCCUGGCACCUGUGUUCCAGCUCACGGCCCACAUGCAGCACGGGCUUCGGAACACAGAGUGGCUGGGCCGGACGCAGGUGCUGCGACGCGGACCCCUCACCUGGUACCUGGACGGCGCGCACACCGCCAGCAGCGUGCAGGCCUGCGUGCGUUGGUUCCGCCAGGCUCUCCGUCGCGAGAGGCGGGGCGGCCUGCCUGAGGUGCGUGUCUUGCUCUUCAACUCCACCGGGGACCGGGAUCCCGCGGCCCUGCUGAAGCUGCUGCAGCCCUGUCAGUUUGACUACGCCGUCUUCUGCCCAAACCUAACAGAGCUGUCAUCAAUCAGCAAUGCAGACCAGCAGAACUUCACAGUGACGCUGGACCAGGUGCUACUCCGCUGCCUUGAACACCAUCAACACUGGAGCCUCCUGGAUGAGGAGCAGGCCAGCCCGAACGUCUGGAACACCCCCAACGGAGAGCCUGGUGACCCCGCCUCCCUGCUGCUGGCACCCCAUCCACCGCACACCUACAGCCCCAGCUCCCUUGUCUUCGGCUGCAUCUCCCACGCCUUGCAGUGGAUCAGCCAAGGCCGGGACCCUGUCUUUCAGUCACCUGGUCCCCCGCAGGACGUCCUCGCCCACCCUGUGGCCGGCAGUGGGGGCAGUGGGGCCAGUGCGCUCCACGAGGCUGCUGCCAUCCACGUGCUGGUCACGGGCAGCCUGCACCUGGUGGGCGGUGUCCUGAAGCUGCUGGAGCCCUCCCUGUCCCAGUAACCACGGCAGUGGGGUGGGAGGUGGGGACCACCCACCCCCGCCCUACGGUGUCUUUCCAAGAACUGCUCUAUUUGGUGCCUUUUGUUUUUGGCUUUCCUGAUUCUGUCAAGACUGGCCCAGAGACCUGGGCUCUGGGCAGUGAAAUAGAGGGCUAGGGGUGGGAGGCUGAGAUUGGACAUGCCCAGCCUCUGAGCCUAGGGUGCCUUUGGCCUCUCUUUCCUCCCAGCUGAUACAGCCAGGGGGUUUCCCAGUUCUCCCACUAUUGUAUAAUGGGCCUGAGCUCCAGCCUGUCUCUCCUCCCACACUGCCUGCUGCCUUGCUCAGGCCCAGCUUACUGUGUGAGCUGCCUGGCAGGCCUAGGGUCCUGCUGGAUCUUGGUAGAUAGGUUCCCUCCUCCCACUGGCCUUCUGGGAAAGAGAUGGCCCCUGUCUGAGGCCCCUUGGGGACAGGGAGGCUGGGGCGAAUUAAAGCCUUUAACUUUUUAAAAAAAGAAAUGACAAA